GUUGCUCAGAGCUGCUGCUGAAGCACCAUGUCUAAGAAUUCCGAGUUCAUCAAUUUGUCUUUUCUACUGGAUCAUGAGAAGGAAAUGAUCCUGGGAGUCCUUAAGAGGGACGAAUACUUGAAGAAAGUGGACGACAAGAGAAUAAGGAAAUUGAAAAAUGAACUCUUAGAAGCAAAACGUAGAAGUGGAAAGACUCAUCAAGAGACCAGCAGGGUCUGUGUUCACUGUCAGAGAAACCUGGGCUUAAUAUUUGACCGGGGAGACCCAUGCCAGGCCUGCUCCCUUAGAGUGUGCAGUGCGUGUCGGGUCUCAGGCCUGGACGGCAGCUGGAAGUGCACUGUCUGUGCCAAAGUCGCGCAGCUAAGGAUUAUAACUGGUGAAUGGUUUUUUGAAGAAAAAGCAAAGCGGUUCAAGCAGGUCAAUGUUCUGGGCACUGAUGUUAUCCGACAGUCCAUCUUAAGAAGAAGUCCAGGAGCUGAAGAAAUACAAAACCAAGAAAAAACCCGUCGGGAUGCAGAGAAGUCCAAUGCAUCACCUUCAGCUGGGCCGAAGGGCAGCCAUGAAGGGCCCCGCAGAAAAGGAUUUCUUCUUAGCAAGUUCAGAUCAGCAACCAGAGGAGAAAUCAUCACUCCAAAAUCUGAGAGCGGACGGAGCUACAGUUUGGACUUGGACAGCCAGCAUUUUCGGGGUUUGAAGUCAGUCUCUGGCUCUGACAGGGGAAGCACUGGAUCAUCCGAUCUCAAUGACCUGGAAGCUGCGCCGGGGACUCCAAAGAGCUACCGUAGCAAUGGAAUGACUCCAGUCUCUCAGAGGUCACCAGCCCCAAGCACACGCAGUGGUACCUCAGGCAGCAGUAGAGAGCGUGGUUUUGAAAAUUCCAUGGAUCCGGCUGCCAUUGAAAGUAUGCCUGAGGAUUUCACAAGGCGUCAUCGCAGAAAUGGGUCUGGUACACCUUCCAUAGCAGUGUCCAGGGCCUCCCUUUCCUCAGACCGGAGUCGAUCUGAGUUGGACCUAAGUGAGUCCCUUCCAGAAGAUUUUGAGGAUACCGGAAGCAUAAGAAGCAAGUCUGUCUGUGGUACUUUAGACAAAGAUUUGGACUACUUGGAAGAGUCUGAAAGCAUUAAUAACUUGGUGCCCUCCCGGUUUUCUGCAAACACCCACAGUCUUGCAAGUGGCCCAUCAACCAAUUGUCAAGCAGGCUCUGACAGGAAAUGGACCUACCUAAAUGUGCCCGACGCUGACUCAGACACUACCAGUCUUAACAGUAUGAUGAGUGUUUACAGUGAAACAGGAGACUAUGGCAACGUGAAGGUCAGUGGUGAAAUCCUUCUGCAUAUCAGCUACUGCUACAAAACCGGUGGACUCCACAUUUUUGUCAAGAAUUGCAGAAAUCUGGCCAUAGGUGAUGAAAAGAAACAGAGGACAGAUGCAUAUGUCAAGUCAUACCUUCUUCCUGACAAGUCCAGAAACAAUAAGCGCAAAACCAAAAUCAGAACAGGCACCAAUCCAGAAUUCAAUGAAACACUGAAGUACACCAUCAGCCAUACCCAGCUGGAAACCAGAACUCUGCAGCUGUCAGUCUGGCACUAUGAUCGAUUUGGACGAAACAGCUUCCUUGGCGAGGUUGAGAUUCCUUUUGAAUCGUGGAACUUUGAAAAUCCGAGUGAUGAAUGGUUUGUGCUUCAACCCAAGGUGGAGUUUGCUGCUGACAUCACACUUCAGUACAAAGGAGAGCUGACUGUUGUUUUACGCUACAUUCCCCCAGAGGAGACGCUGAUCCUUCCAAUAGGACAACUUCAAGUGGAUGCAGGAAAGAAGACCUUUAAAAGGGGGAAGAAGGAUUCGCCUAUAAUCCCUGGAGGGAUUCUGGAAGUAUUCAUCAAAGAGGCAAAGAAUUUGACAGCGGUGAAGUCUGGAGGCACUUCUGAUAGCUUUGUGAAGGGCUACCUGCUCCCCGAUGAUAGCAAAGCCACCAAGCACAAGACUCUGGUCAUAAAAAGGAGUGUUAACCCUCAGUGGAAUCAUACUUUCAUAUUCAGUGGUCUGUAUCCCCAGGACAUAAAGAACGUUUGUCUAGAACUUACCGUCUGGGACAAAGAGGCCUUUUCCAGCAACGUAUUUCUGGGAGGAGUUCGUUUGAAUUCUGGAACUGGUAUGAGCCAUGGGAAGAAUGUGGAUUGGAUGGACUCUCAAGGCGAAGAGCAACGCCUCUGGCAGAAGAUGGCCGACAAUCCUGGGAUUCCUAUAGAGGGUGUACUCAUGCUCCGUUCCAGCAUGGGGAAGUGUAAAUUCUGAAGGUACCAGUUUUCCAUGAAUCAGGUCUCCAGGGACUGUCUGGAUAUCAUUUCCUACCAGUAGCAUCCUGGGACCUGGAAUUUUGUUUCUAUGUCAUUUCUCUCCUGAAGCUAUUGAGAUGAGAGGGGAGAGAUGUCAGUGUUUUGAACAUUUUAGAGCCUUG
This is a messenger RNA of Erinaceus europaeus (western European hedgehog), 2458 nucleotides long. RefSeq names its product synaptotagmin like 5 (gene SYTL5). The transcript is spliced from 17 exons. Gene Ontology annotation, cellular component: exocytic vesicle; plasma membrane. NCBI's taxonomy places the organism in Eukaryota, Metazoa, Chordata, Mammalia, Eulipotyphla, Erinaceidae. Gene Ontology annotation, biological process: exocytosis; intracellular protein transport. Gene Ontology annotation, molecular function: small GTPase binding; phospholipid binding; neurexin family protein binding. The record is from RefSeq and is a predicted model, not a curated record. The coding region runs from base 28 to 2295 and encodes 755 amino acids.